AUGCUCCCCACCGAGCUCGUCCAGCAUCAGAAAACCAUACAAACCAGCAGCCAACACCUGCUCUUCCUGCUCUCACUCUCACUUCUGACAAUCUACACCUUCACAUGGUCUCGCUGGAAUCUUCGCUUGGGACUUGAUCAGCUGCACUUGAUCCAGCUCAUACUCAUCUACUUUUUCUCGCAAAGGUUUUCCUCCCAGGGUGGUGCCCCAUCGGGAACGACAAGCAAUGAGAAGGAUAGAAAGCUUAACCAAGCGGAUGAAAAGAUGACCGUUUCCACGAUCAACUCGCGAUGGACGAUUGGAGGCGGAGAGCUGGAUGCGAGGUGGCGAGAGAUGGAAAUGAGCGAGCUGAGAAUGGAGAAGUAUUGGCCGCCGGGGAAGGUCAAAGCGUCACUUGGCGGGUUUGACCAUGAUAAGAUUCCCAACGAUAUCUAA
Puccinia triticina is the source of this 435-nucleotide messenger RNA. RefSeq lists its product as uncharacterized. Lineage: Eukaryota; Fungi; Basidiomycota; Pucciniomycetes; Pucciniales; Pucciniaceae. The record is from RefSeq and is a predicted model, not a curated record. The transcript has 4 exons. The coding region runs from base 1 to 435 and encodes 144 amino acids.